AUGACUAGUGGAAUUGAAAAUCCAAUGAAUUCAACCAAAACAACAACAACAACAACAGGAAAUCAUCAAAAUUUCAAUGAAAAUCUAGAAAAUAGGAAAAAAAAUUCAUCAAAAUCAUUUAUGCAAUUGAAUAUAGAAACGAUACCUGAUUCAUUUCAGGCCAAAGUUUCUAUGAAACAUCAAUGUUAUCGUCUUGUACCUGAUACUAUAUUGAGUCCCAUUGAUGAUGAUGAUGCUGAAAAUGAUGUCAAAGACAAUAAUCAUCAUAAUUCUAAUAAUAAUAAUAAUGAUGAUCAUCUAACAAAAAAAUUCAUCAACAAACAAAUGUUCAAUAGUGAAUCUAAAAAUUUUUGUCAACAAAAAAAACAACGUCGCCAAUUGCCAAAAAUACCAUUGGAUAAAAAACCGUUUGGAAAAAUAUGGCAAAUGAACCUAGAUGAUGAUGAUGAUGAUCAUCAUCAUGAAAAUUUAGCAAAAAAUCUUCGUUGGAAAUUAACAAUGGCAAAUAUGUUAUUAGAAAUUAAAACAGAUUCAUAUACCGGUAAAACCCUUUCGAUUAAGAUGCUCAAUGAUGAUGAUGGUGGUGAUUAUGUUCAUGAUGAUGAUGAUAAAGAAGAGAAAAAUGGUGAUGAUUGUAAUAAAGAUGAAAUGACAACCGAACAAAAACCAUCACAAACAACGAAUCUAAAUUCAACAAUAUUUGAUCAUUCAUCAUCAUUGGAUUGGAGUCAUGAUGAUACAAUGUCGUUGGAAAUGACAAUGUUGUCAUCAACAUCGAAUGAUUAUGGAUCAUCAUUGACGACAACGGAUCAAUCUUCAAAUCAUCGACAACAUUUUUCUCGAUUAACUAACACUAGUAGUGAUUCAGGUGUUUCAUCCAACAUUGAUUCACCAUCUACAAUACCAUCAUUUAAUGAAAAAAUUGAAUUUUUUGAAUCUAAAUCAUCAAUGACAAGUACUGGCAAUAUUAUGGAUGAUUGUGGUAAAAAUUUCGCUGAUAAUGAACAGAAAUUACAAUCAGAAAUUUGCAAAAAGCCAAUGAACGAAUUGCCUGAUGCAACACAUAGAGCUCUGUUUAAAUUUUGUGCACGACAUUCAGAUGAAAUUGAUCUACAAAUUGGUGAUGCAAUCUAUUUGUAUGAAGAAUUUGAUGAUCAAUGGUCCGAUGGACUAAAUCUACGAACCGGUGAUCGUGGUAUAUUUCCAUCAUCAUUAAUUAUUGAUGUUAAUUAUUCAGAAUUUAUGUUUGAAACAACAGAUGGCAACCAGAUCAAUAAUCAAGAUUUUCCAUAUCCAUUUAUUGAUUUUCGUAUACAACGUGAUCGUUAUAAUUUAGAUUUUCUUGGAUCAAUCGAAGUUUUCAAAGCAAAAGGUGAAGAUGUACUUGAUGAUGCUAUACAACGUGUAUCGAUUGGUGUCCGACAACAACAACAACAACAACAACAUCAAUCAACAUGGAAAUCAUCCAUUGCAUUGAAUAUUCCAUUUCAUUGUUUACUUGAAAUAUCCGAUAUCGGUAUACGUAUGAUUGAUAAUUCCAUAACAACAACAGCAGCAACAACAACAACAACAACAACAAUGACUAAUGGAAACAAAUUUCAGAAUAAACAUGAUUAUUUCUUCGCUUUAGUGCAGAUCACCUAUUGUGGUUAUCAAUUUAAAAAUAAUGUCUAUUAUUUUGCAUUCAUCACUCGUCAUCCAACCAUACAGCAACGAUUUGCAUGUCAUGUUUUCAAAGGUGUUGAUUGUUGUCCAUCAAAUACUACUCGUGAUGUGGCUGAAGCCGUUGGCCGGGCAUUUCAUCGUUUCUAUAAUCGUUUUGUUCAGAUUACAUUACCAAUGGAUAUGAAAUUCAAUUAAUAAUAAUAACAAUUCAAAUUCAUCAUUCAUAAUUUGCAUCAAUUCAUUACUAAUCACGC
This is a messenger RNA of Dermatophagoides farinae (American house dust mite), 1919 nucleotides long. Lineage: Eukaryota; Metazoa; Arthropoda; Arachnida; Sarcoptiformes; Pyroglyphidae. The record is from RefSeq and is a predicted model, not a curated record.